AUGCAGCCAGUCGCAGCCAAAGGCCCGCUCAGCCACAGGACGCCUUUUUCUGUGGAGGAUAUUUUGGAUCCAACAAAGUUCACAAGGAGAGGAAUCUGUGCUCGAGAUGCAACGACAGGUGCUUCUACUGGCAGAGAUGAACCCAGGGAGCAGCAGCAUCCUGCGGCCGAUGGCGGCGGAAGCCCGGAGGAGGAGCAGCUUCACAGCGCUGAGGCAAAAAGCCGACGGGUCCGCACGGCUUUCACCCUGGAGCAGCUGCAGAUCCUGGAGGGCAGCUUCCGCCGGUGCCACUACCUGUCGGUGCUGGAGCGGCACACUAUCGCCUCUGCCCUGCGCCUCUCCGAGACUCAGGUCAAGAUCUGGUUCCAGAACAGACGCACCAAGUGGAAGAAGGAGCGUGUGCAGGGGGGGAAGGAGGCGGAGGAGGAGGAAGCCACUUUCACAUCCUCACAUCCUCUGACCUACGGGCAGCUUUACUGCCAGCAGCGCGCUCCGCUGCAGCUGUUUGCACCGCUGCCGCUGCUGCCCUAUCAUCAUCAUUAUUACACAUGA
Molecule: messenger RNA, 552 nt
Organism: Sander lucioperca (pikeperch)
Lineage: Eukaryota; Metazoa; Chordata; Actinopteri; Perciformes; Percidae
Gene: pnx
Product: posterior neuron-specific homeobox
Exons: 2
Coding region: 1-552 (183 amino acids)
Biological process (GO): regulation of DNA-templated transcription
Molecular function (GO): DNA-binding transcription factor activity, RNA polymerase II-specific; DNA binding
Source: RefSeq, a predicted model, not a curated record